Messenger RNA from Mercenaria mercenaria, 7102 nucleotides. RefSeq names its product E3 ubiquitin-protein ligase rnf213-alpha-like. The record is from RefSeq and is a predicted model, not a curated record. Gene Ontology annotation, molecular function: ubiquitin-protein transferase activity; ATP hydrolysis activity. NCBI's taxonomy places the organism in Eukaryota, Metazoa, Mollusca, Bivalvia, Venerida, Veneridae.
GGUACUGGCAUCAAUAUGAUGGAUUCAUCUACAAAAAGACAAAGCCAAAGAAACCUAAAGAGGCAGGAGGAAUAAUAAAAAGCUUAAAAAGUGGUUACGAAUAUGUAAUCGGAACGAAUGUAACAGAACGUGACAAGGAUCCUGAAAUCGUUCUUAGGGUAUUUGGAGGUCAAAUCGCAAAUAUGUGGUCUAAAAUGUACCAAAUGCCUCAUUUAAUAGACAUGAUGAAAAACAUGAGCUAUCAGCUUUUGAUUUGUACAGAAAAUAUUUACUCAUUUGGAAAGAACUGGCGCACUAUUCGACAACAGGUCAACCAGACACUCUGGAAAACUUUCACAGAUUGCUACAAAUCCUUGCAAGAUGGAAGUAGUGAUGAGGACAUUAAAAGGAAAACAUGUCUAUCUAUUGUUAUGCUCUACAUCCGACAAUUAACUUGUGCAAAAACAGACGAACAAGCCUUGCAGUUUCUUUGUUCAUGCUUCCUUGUUCACUCCGAUGGAAGCAAAAAACGUGUCAGGGAAUAUGAUGUGUUACUUCAGCACUUUUCAAAUAAGGAGAGAGAUGAACUGAAAAAUGAAUUGGUUCUUUUUGUAUUCGAGAUGACCUCCCAAGUAUCGAAAGAUCCAAGUUGGUGGUACCUGUUGCCAGUACUUCACUUCCUGUCUGGAACAUGUGCUCCUUUUGAAGAAGUCUCACUAAAUGUGAAUCAUGCGGCAGUGAAGCCAUACUGGUGGGGACUCAUGAUUACAGAGGACUUUGAAAAAAUAAAGAACAGAUUUAUGUUCAAUCAGCACCGACCAAAAAUUCCUCCACAAACAAUCAUCCGGAAGAUGAGGGGCUUGUUUACUGCAGAUUACUAUCUUCCUAGAAGUAUAGUGGCUUCCCUUACAUUGAAUGAAAUUAGAGAGUUGAUAAAAGACACCACUAUGAUACCCCAUGAGGUGUUUUUUGCGGCGAUGUAUUUCUUCAUGGUUUCAGAGCGGGAGACAUCUACGAAAGUUACAAAAUGUCUCGACGAACUACUGAAUCAAGUUCAGUUUCAAGAGAUGGAAUCUGACUGCAAGCGCUUGCACAUGAAAGUUUCAAUAGCAAAAGAUAUGUUGAUUGUUGCAUUGUCUACGCCUGGGAUUGACAAAUGGCUGCAAACAGAGUACGGCAUAAAAAUAUAUCUUUACUGCAUGGCGUUCUAUGACAAAGCUGUUUUGGACAGGACAGGAAUAGAUGAGAUCGAAUCCUUGCCAAUUUCGUUAGAGGAAAUUGUUAGCCUUGUUAUACAUGAACUUGAUACACGCAAGAUGUACACAUUCGGACGUCAGAUUGAUUUGUGGGACAGAAUGCUGUAUCCAGGAAAUUUCCCAGAUGGAGAUGUAAAGAAGCGGUGGAAUAAGACAUUGUGUGAAGCCCUUGAAGGAAGAAUGGAAGAAAUGUUGAAACAGUCAAAGACAGGAGGACACGAGAUCGUCUCUUGUUAUUGUAGAAACAUCAAUUCUUACCAACAGCCUAUGCAGAAAUUCAUGGCUUCUUAUGUGAGCAAGGUUUUGGGAAGUACUUCGUGUUUGGUGAUGAAAAACUUGUCUGAAACAGAACGUUAUCAACUACGACAGCUUAUGCUUCGAACUUUUAACGCGCAAUGGCAAAAUGUUUGCAACAGACAUGAUGGCAAAAUGGACUUGAAGGUGCUUUGUAACUGGGCAAAUUUGCCUUUGUUCCUGUCAAUCCUAGAUCCAUACGAUAUAAAUGAGCAACAAGACCGGGACAUCCUGACAAACAUCACAAACGUUCUAGAAAGUAGCGCAGAAAGAAUAAUUUCUGGGUCUAUAUUGAUUGGGGAAAUGACGUUUGUGUUGGAAAACACGAAACGAUUUCUUGAUCUCCUGGAAUUCACCAAAUUUAAAGACAAUCCAUCUGUUGCAAAAGCGAUAUCAGUGCGAUUGAGAGAGAAAUGUUUGCUCAAUGACACUUUAGACGACCUGCAAAAUUUGAAAUCAUUUUGCAGUUCUCUCGAAGCCGUCGAUCUUAAAGAGCUUGAUGAACAGUUAAAAGCAAACUUAACUGAGAGCAAACUUAGUGAUGUCAUAGUUGUUGCACCAAUACAGACUUUCUCUGACGAAAACAGCGAAAUAAAGCUAGUCCGGUUUGAAGUUAACAAAGACAUUAGAAAAGCAUUAACAUGCCUACAUAGAUAUAAAGAAAGUCUCUUCUUCAAGAAACUUUGGGAGAGAGAAUGCUCAAAGCAAGAACAUGAGAAAGUUCUCACCCUAACGGAUAUUUAUCAGGCCGUUGUGGUUCCAGUGUUAGAAAGGAUGAGACGAAUUUCCCUAGAUAUUGUUCAUAAUACGAUUUCGUUUACUGAGCUCGAAACGGAAAUUGGCAUGUUGUAUCCAAACAAUUUUGAGAAUCUGCAAACGGAAUUAGCAACUAUAUGUGACCAAGCGGAUGUCUCCAAGAUUCAGAUCUUAGUAAGACAGAUAAAGAAUUACAGACAUGUUGUGUUCAUGAGGAAAGUUGCAAUGACUUUGAUGAUUAUCAAGGAUACUUACGAUCUACAUGGUGACUUCGGAUCGACCGAAGAUAUAUGUAAGAUUGAACUCGACAAGUUAGAUGUGGCAACAUUGACUGAUGACUUUUAUGAAAAAUGCAGUUUGCUUGCAGACAUAACACAAGAGCAACAUGCUUGUUUACAGGCAUUUUCUAAAUGCUCUGAUCUUGUGGUGUGGUUGAGGAAAUCAAUGGGAGAUUCACAAUUAAAAGAGCUUAAAGUCUUUGUUGACCUUGCGAUGAUGUCGGCUGGCGAUAACGUUGAGAAAGCAGAGAGGGUACAAUGUUUGCAUGCUGCCGUAACUGGAUAUUCGUCACUUAUAUUUGACCUUCAAAACGAAGGAGGAAUAAUGCACUUACUUCAAAUGUGUCAGCCUGUAUGGAAAGAACUUAGCAAUAUGGAAAACAUUCACAACAAAUUGGAAGAUGCCAGUCGUUAUAUUGAGUGGUUUAAGAACAUCAAGAGCACACAUGGAGCAGUUGAAGUGACAUCCUUUAUGCAAGCAGAGACUAUUAAUGAGCAUGGUGUUUAUAUGAUUGGUAAAAGUGUUCAUGAACGCUUUGAUGGGGACGUUGACCAAAAUAUAAGUCGCGAUGAUGACAAAGAACAUCUUUUGGGAUUAUUGAUACCUGCGAGUUUGGAUGGACACCGAGACGCGAAACAGUAUAGAUUUAGCGAGUUACAAGAUCUUCAAAGCAGGCUUAUGCUUGUUGGUGGUGAAAGUGAACAGAUAAAGCAUUGUAUUGAUCGUUUUUCAGUGAUUUUUGACGGAGUCAUACGUCUUUGCAACAUUUAUAAGAAGCUAGUUUCAUCUGGUUGCGUGCUAUUCAAGGAUUUCUCAAUACAAGUUUACUCUAAUCCUAGUCCGGAACGUCCUGUGUGUUUUGUGCUUGAGUUCCGAAAUGGGACUCAGUUGACUCAAUUGAAGUGUCACAAAACUGUCGACGAGCUUAUCGAAAAUAUGAUGCCAAAGGUUGCAACUGAAAUGGAAAAUUGUCUCUCAGAGUGGUUGAAUUUUGUGAACAGUAAACGGACAGACUUCCCACAACUAAAUUUUUACACUACAGACCAGCUGGUUAUCUUGCAAAAAGAAAUUGCACAUAUCAUGAAUAACGGUGAACCUUCAAGUGACUUGUAUCCACUUCUUCAUCUGCGGAAGAACCAGUGCACUCUAGAUGACAUAGAAACAACAAACAGGAAAACAACAGAUAAAAUACAAAGAGAAGAUUUACUCAAGAACGAGGACGAAGAAGCUCCUGAAAAUGCUAAAAAAGCAAAGUCGAGUGAGGCUAAAGAAACUUUCAUUCAAAAACUUAUUAAAGCUGGAUGUAGAGAUAUGUUACCAUAUGCUUUAGAUGAAUUUAGAAACAAUCUAAAGCCAUCUUCAGCCAUCGCCUGGUGUUUAAGGAACAGAAGUCGUAUACAUGAAUUAAAAGAAACAUACAGAGCUAAGCAGCUUGAGAAGGGAAUGACAGACAAAUAUGAUAUGGACACUUCCUACGAUGCUAUGAUAGCAUCUGCUGUACCUUCAGACAGCAACACAGUCCGAUGUGAUGAAAUGUUAAAGAAACUGGUAUUAAUAUGGAAGAAGUUCCUUGAGUCAGCUUCGUCAAAUCUCAGAGAUUAUAUAAGCCUAAAACAUUUAGGUAUUUUCCUGGAACUUCUCGGAACCAAAGAAGAUGAAUCUUUUCAAAGGAGACUUCCACCAAAUUACAACACCGAAGCACCAAAUCUUAUCAUCUGUCCAUCACAUGAACUCCUGCAAGCCACAGUUUCUCUUUAUAUGACAGACCAAAACCAGAUGUUACCACAAGCUGAUGAAGUAGUGACCUGUUCACUCAGUACUACCUUUGAGGAGGUAGAUAUUUUCCUACGUAGAGCUAUUUUUUCCUCAAAUGGAAAGAUCCAUUGUCUAGUCCAUGCUGAUCUUUUGGGCUACUAUGUAUGGGAAGAAAUAGAGAAACGGUUAGCCGAAUAUCUCCGUAAUAAAGACAGUACAGCACGAAUAGGACUUGUCAUUAUUUGUUCGUCUGAGAACGAGCAUACGUCAGCAGUUGUUUCUUCACUUGACAGAUACAAAAGGGAAUACAAACCUUUAAACGAUGCCUUCGUUUCUUCAUGUAUUGCGGAAAAAUUAAAGUUUAGUGGCAGCAAGAGCGCAUCAGCUGUUGACCUUCAAAGUUCAACAGUUCGAGUUAUCCGCUCCAAAAGAAGUGGAGUAGGAAAAACGUUGUAUAAAAAGCGCAAGGAAGAAACACUUAAGCGGAUGAUGAAAACAGAAGAGUCAUUAAGUGUGACAUUGUCUCUCCAUGGAAAACACAUCGAUGUUGAUAAAAUCAUAGGCCUUCUACGCCCACAUGCCCGUCUACCAGGACAAGAGUCUCCUCGAAUUAUACACAUAGAUGUUGCAAAUGAGGUAUAUGCAAAACAAGAGCUGGACUACAUGCUUUUCAACUUGAUGAUACUAGGUCGUGUAGUUACUUCCACUGGAUUGGUUUGGAAGAAAAACCAUUUAGAUCUUUACCUAAUAGAAAGACUUGAAAUGAUCAGUCCUGAAGAAAUACCCGAAAACGCUUGUCAGAUAUUCAGAUUUCUGCCAUACGUCACUUGCCUGUCACCUCAAGAUUGUUUGGACGUAUACGAAGGAAAAAUUACACCAGAUCCGAACGUAGAUGAUCAACUGUUUGACCAAAUGUUGUUCGAGAGUGAUUUGUACCAGAAGACAUACAUUUACUUAAAACAGUUGGAACGUGGUGUCAAGAACAUAAACAUACGUUCUAGUUUUAGAGCUGCUUCACCGUCUAAAAGCGAAUGCCUCAAAACAUUGUUACGACAGUGCCGUGUGAAACAUCCUUCAUGGUCAGAACUUUACCAUUUUGUUCUGUUUUUGCGAACGCAGUUAAGAGACUUCGAGCGAAACGUAUUUGUCAGUGAUGUGUUGGCAAAGGAGUUGCCAGGCUUCUCAACAUUUGUUUUAAAAUUUCUGUUACAAAUGUCACAGGACUUUUCAAGCAGAUCCCUUAAUAUGAGCGAAGAAAAUGCUGGAGAAGUGAAAAGUGAUGAGGACUUGCUAAAGGCAUUUAAAAUGAGAAGAACUUGGGAAAGCAGUCCACAUCCUUAUAUAUUCUUCAAUGCGGAUGGUCAGACAUUCACUUUUCUUGGUUUCUACAUCGAUCCUGAGACAAUGGAUUUGAUAGAUCAACAGACAAACGAACCACUUGAGAGAGCCAUAAUGCAUCACAGACUAUAUGAUGCUCUUUUAAAUAACCAGGUUCCAAUUCAGGAAAACUUCGACCAUCUUGAUAGAAGCGAAAGGAUAGAACGCCUUUGUAGGGUGAUGGAUAUGCCUAUACCUGAAACAGACCCAGACGAAACAUAUGAGUUGACCACUGACAAUGCAAAGAAAAUAAUGGCGAUUUACAUGCGGUUCAGAUGUGAUAUACCCGUUAUCGUCAUGGGAGAAACAGGAUGUGGGAAAACAAGAUUAGUGAAAUUCAUGUGUGAUUUGAUGAAUCAAAAACAAGAUGGUUCCACCAAUAUGAUUAUAAUGAAGGUUCAUGGUGGAACAACUGACGAUGAUAUAAAAGCGAAGGUCAAAGAAGCCGAGAACAUAGCAAGAGAAAAUAGGAAAAGAGGCAUUGUAGACGUGGUGGAGGAGGAAUCAUCUAUUAAAAAUGGACAUUGUGAAAACAUUGACGGAGAUAUGAACAUGAUGCUCGUAGUUGACGUUCCUAGAGCUUCUGAGAAAAAGGAAAGUGUUCAUGUGUCUUCAACUCGUGAAAAAAUUAAUCGCAACGUUUACACUGUACUGUUCUUUGAUGAGGCAAAUACGACCGAAUCAAUUGGACUAAUCAAAGAAAUAAUGUGUGACAAGACCAUGGACGGUAAACCAUUAAACCUAUGCGAGAACCUUAAGAUUGUAGCUGCAUGCAAUCCAUACAGAAGGCAUCCAAAGAAAUUGAUAAAAAAAUUAGAAAGAGCCGGACUAGGAUACGCAAAUCCAGGGAAGACAACUGAUGUCCUUGGUCGAAUUGCUAUGAGACAGCUUGUAUACAGAGUACAACCACUUCCUCCAAGCUUGUUGCCAUUUGUGUGGGACUUUGGACAGUUAAAUGCAUCUGUCGAAAAGUUGUAUAUCGUGCAAAUGGUGAAAAGAUAUAUAAGACAGAACGCCUUACCGGAUAAUCAAAAAUUGACCGAAGUAAUCAGCACAAUCCUCGCCCAGUCACAGGAAUAUAUGCGAGGUGUAGAGGAUGAAUGUUGUUUCGUAUCCUUGAGAGACGUUGACAGGGUCCUGAAAGUGAUGUGCUGGUUCCUUUCUUUGUAUAACAGAAGAUCUCAGUUGUUCAUAUUUAUGAAAAAAAAGCUGAGCAGAGUAUAUCAAAACGUUUCACAGGACAGGAAACUUGAUAAGAUAACCCGUUGUUUGGUUCUCGCGCUUGGAGUGUGUUACCAUGCCUCACUUACCGACAGGGACAAGUAUCGGAAGCACAUUGCAAAUUAUUUCCGUGAGCCUUGUCUACUUCCCUUAGGACCAGAACAGAUUUUGCACGAAAUUGACAG